Funneliformis caledonium is the source of this 1512-nucleotide messenger RNA. The record is from the annotation of a GenBank genome assembly. NCBI's taxonomy places the organism in Eukaryota, Fungi, Glomeromycota, Glomeromycetes, Glomerales, Glomeraceae.
AUGUCUGAAACUAGUACACCUUAUACUCCAGCUUCCACCUCUAUUUCUGUUGCUGGAAAUGAGACGGUCACGCUGGCGGACGAUAUUAAAAAAUACGACACGACCAAGCUUAUAGAUUUCUUGCGUGGGGAGAUAAUUCGCAAGAGGAAAAUUAAUGGCCGUGCUUUUCUCAAGACGAGCAAGGAAGACUUUGAGCGUUAUGGUUUGGAAGGAGGACCCGCGACAAAUCUUGCCGACUUCGCUAAGGAGUGUAAGGAUAAAAAAUUAAAAGCGUUCUCCUCGUACAGGAGUUUGAAGGAGGUGUUAAAAAAGUAUGACAUAGAUGGUAAUGGUAUAGGCACGAUCCGUCAAUUUCCACCGACAACUUAUCCACUCAAAGAUGAAGACGAAGAGUGCAACAAUAUAAAGCGUAGAUUGGGAAAUAUGGGGACUAUGCUUGCCGAUAGCAAUGAAGCCAUGCGUUGCGAGUAUAUUUCGACCAUUCUUCACGCUUCGCUCUAUAUCGUCAAAAGAAUAACCAAAAAAGAGCUUACCUUGGCACCUCAGCUCGAAGUUUUCGGCGAAGAAAGUACUGGUCGAGUUGAUUACGCAAUCAAAGCCCUCGAGGAACUUAUUUGCAUCACGGAAGGGAAGCUACAUCAAGCACCAUUCAUUUCUCCUUUUUUCUUUUUAACAUUCAAUCAAUAUUUAACAAUGAUGCUUAAAUUUAAAUCUCUUAUUAUUAUUGUACUUAUUUUAACAAGCUUCACGCACACACCUUUUGCCAUUCCAAUUAAACGUCAAAAUUGUGAUAAUUAUAAUAUAUACGAUUUUGGACUUAAAAUUGGAGUUACAUCUCUUUUAUGCUCAACUGAUGCUCUUGAUAUUUUAGAAAAUUUUUGUUCAAUUCGUAUGGCUCCAUGCAUGUCUGCGAUAGUUGUUGGUGGUUUUCGGGUUCAAGGUGAAGAAUUUAGUUCAAGUAAAUGGACUAAUAAUGGUCAAUGUGUAGAUGGAGGGGGAUAUACCAAUGUAACUGACGCAUGGUAUUAUGAUGAUGAACGUGGGGGAUGGCUUUGGGGUGGUGUAGCAAUUCAACAAUUAUCCGAAGAAGAAGUUCCAGCAGCAAAUAACCUUAUUAAAAUUAUGCAUUAUCCUAAAGCAAAUAAACGAGAGUAUGCAUCUAAUACUAUUUGGCUUGCAACCAGUAUUUCGCAAAUUGGUCAGAUAUCAUUACGUUCUACAGUAGAAUGUAUGCAACAGCAAGAUAUUUCUACAUUACAUACUAAUGCUCAAAUUCAUCAGUUUUGGAAUCAAAAGGAUCAAGUAUCUGUUGUAACUGUAGUUCAUCUUGAGGAUAUUCCUAGUUAUAAUGCAAAUACUGUAUCUAAUACUGUUAUAAAACAAUAUAGCUUGUCUUUUGAUAAAUAUCAGCUUUUAGAAGCUGUAGAUGUGUUAUCCAAUAAAGAAUUUCAAAUUUUAUUUGAUAGUUUAGAGCAUAGAAUUACAAAAGCCUUAGAAUUUUUUCAAAAAUAG